AAGGAAGGGCGAAAAAUAAAAAAUCUAACACCCGGUUGGGCUAUUCCCACCGCCUGACUUCUUUCGCGAAGUCGAUCGAGCUUCUGAGCUAGGGCUUUGUCCAUCUCUCUCUCGCCGGCCAGGAAUCGGUGUAGAAGACGCGGCGGUGAUCAAGAACCAGAGCUCCCUCCUCGUCCUCUCCUCUUCUUGGCGGUGAUCAAGAACCAGAGCUCCCUCCUUGUCCUUUCCUCUUUCUCUCCCUCGUCCUCUUCUUGGGCGGUAGACGCCGGAGGACGGAUGAGGAAGCGCGAUCUCGGGAUCCUCCUCCUCGCGGCCUUCGCCAUCUUCUUCUCCCUCCAGCAUGAAGGUGAGUUCUCCUUCAAGGAGGCGUGGUUUCAUCUCUCGGAUGAAUACCCGAUCAAAUACGAAGCUGAGCGUCUCCCGCCCCCGAUCGUGGCUGAUCUGAACGGUGAUGGAAAGAAAGAAGUUCUUGUCGCGACGCAUGAUGCAAAAAUUCAGGUUUUGGAACCCCACAGCAGACAUGUGGAUGAAGGAUUUACUGAAGCACGAGUGCUUGCUGAGGUGUCCUUGCUGCCAGACAAGAUCCGCAUAUCAUCUGGGAGACGUCCUGUUGCUAUGGCCGCCGGUGUUGUUGACCGCUCAUAUAAGCAUGGGGAAAUAAGGAAGCAGGUUUUGGUUGUUGUCACGUCAGGGUGGUCAGUAAUGUGUUUCGAUCACAACCUCAAAAAGCUAUGGGAAAAUAAUUUACAGGAGGAUUUUCCUCAUGGUGCUCACCAUAGGGAGAUAGCGAUUUCAAUAAGCAAUUAUACAUUGAAGCAUGGAGAUGCUGGGUUAAUUAUUGUAGGAGGGAGGAUGGAAAUGCAACACCAUAACUUGAUGGAUCUCUUUGAGGAAAAUAUGAUAUCAGAGAAAGAUGGCGGGAUGCAUCAAAGUAGUGCUAAUGCGAGAGAGGCCUCUGGAUCUGGUACUGCAGACCUACGCCAUUUUGUAUUUUAUGCUUUUGCUGGUCGGACUGGCACACUACGGUGGCACAAAAAGAGUGAAAAUAUCCAGGUGCAACCCUUGGAUGCAACAAAGUUGAUUCCUCAACAUAAUUACAAGCUUGAUGUUCAUGCUAUGAAUGCUCGUCAUCCUGGAGAGUUUGAAUGUAGAGAAUUUAGAGAAUCUAUUCUUGGAGUCAUGCCACAUCAUUGGGAUAGGCGGGAAGAUACUUCUUUACAACUGGCACACUUCAGAAGGCAUAAAAGGAAAACAUUGAAGAGAACACCUGGGAAGGUUACUAAAAGUCCUUUCCAUAAACCAGUGGAACACAAUCCACCUGGGAAGGAUUCAUUCAAUAAAAUUGCGAGUGUGAUUGGCAAAGCUGCAGAUUAUGCUGGCUCAGCAAAAUCCAAGAAGAGGUCUCUUUACAUUCCUACCAUAACAAAUCAUACUCAAGUUUGGUGGGUCCCAAAUGUCGUCGUUGCGCAUCAAAAGGAAGGGAUAGAGGUUGUUCAUCUGGCAUCUGGCCGCACCAUUUGCAAGCUUCAUCUGCUAGAAGGCGGCCUUCAUGCUGAUAUUAAUGGAGAUGGUGUUUUAGAUCAUGUUCAGGUUGUCGGGGGAAAUGGAGCUGAACAGACUGUUGUAAGUGGUUCCAUGGAAGUGCUGAAACCUUGUUGGGCAGUUGCUACAUCAGGUGUACCAAUACGAGAGCAACUCUUCAAUGCAUCUAUCUGUCAUUACCAUUUUAAUAUAUUCCAGCAUGGAGACUUUGCAAGAAGCUUUGGAAGGACUGCUGAUACAGGUAGCUUGGAGGUGGCAACCCCUAUACUGAUACGCAGAGAUGAUGGGCAUAAGCAUCGGAAAGGAAGCCAUGGUGAUGUCAUCUUUUUGACAAACCGAGGAGAGGUUACCUCGUACUCUCCAGGCCUGCAUGGUCAUGAUGUCAUCUGGAGAUGGCAACUCUCAACUGGUGCAACUUGGUCCAACCUUCCAUCUCCAUCUGGAAUGAUGGAAAAUGUGGUGGUGCCUACUCUGAAGGCUUUCCCUCUGCGAGCACAUGAUAAUAAAGAGGUUAUAAUUGCAGCUGGUGAUCAAGAGGCUGUAGUGAUAUCUCCAGGAGGUAGCGUGCUAACUUCAAUUGAUUUGCCUGGGUCUCCUACUCAUGCCCUGGUGCUAGAGGACUUCUCUGGUGAUGGUCUAACUGAUGUUAUUCUCGUAACUUCUGGUGGGGUUUUUGGUUUCGUACAGUCUAGACAGCCUGGAGCCCUGUUUUUUAGCACCCUUGUUGGUUGCCUGAUAGUUAUCAUGGCAGUCCUAUUUGUUUCCCAGCACCUGAACUCCAUUAACAAGGGCAAACCAAGGACUUCCAACUGAUCGCAGGCAUAUUGGUUCCUCGCAGUGAAGGUUUUCAUUACUUUUCUCCCCUGGCUUGAAAAACAACAGGAGGUUAUAAGGCAGGAGCAACAAAGGCACGGAUAUCUGUUAGAUGUAGUGAACCAAAACUAUCAGGCGGUUAUUUAAUCCUUGUCAGAUUAUUUGGUUACUGGGAAAAUUUACAAAACUGUCUGUUUAAUAGAGCUCAACUUUUUGCCUUUACUUUUUUGAGCGACUCGGAUCAGGUAUCCAUGGGGUUACUUCUUAUCACGAUCUCAUGCAUCCAUCCCGUAUGGCAUUGUCGAUGAUGUUGCGAAUGUAAUUCUUAUGACGGUAUGUUUUAAUUUUUUUUUAUAAAAAUAGUAGCAAUCACAGCAUUUGUACCUGAAA
Molecule: messenger RNA, 2745 nt
Organism: Phoenix dactylifera (date palm)
Lineage: Eukaryota; Viridiplantae; Streptophyta; Magnoliopsida; Arecales; Arecaceae
Source: RefSeq, a predicted model, not a curated record